CUGAGGCCGGGCGGCCGCGGGGUUGUCUGCGGGAAGCGCUUCCCCUCUCCCGGGGCUCGCCGUCCAUGUGCCCGCAGCCGGUGUGGCCUGAAGUCGGGAUGAAUUUCGGCGUGGUCUUCGCGUUCAUCCUCUCCCUGCCCCUAGCCCGCCUGGAGGGGGACCCCAUACCUGAAGACAUUUAUGAGAUUUUGGGUGGCAGCUCUGUGCGCUCCAUCAGCGACCUCCAACGUGCCCUGCGGAUAGACUCCGUAGAGGAGGAUACCUCAAACCUGAACCUGAAUGCAACUCAGCCUGGUCAAAACCCCGUGGCCCUGUCUAGAGAGCGACGAAGCCUGGAUGCUCUGGCAGCAGCAGAGCCAGCUGUCCUCGCAGAGUGCAAGACACGGGUGGUAGUCUUUGAAAUCUCCCGCAACAUGGUGGACAGCACCAACGCCAACUUUGUGGUGUGGCCACCCUGCGUGGAGGUACAGCGCUGCUCCGGCUGUUGCAACAACCGCAACGUGCAGUGUCGCCCCACGCAGAUCCGUGUCCGGCACGUCCAGGUGAACAAGAUUGAAUUUGUCCAGAGGAAGCCAAAAUUCAAGAAAGUCGUUGUGCCUUUGGAGGACCACAUGCAGUGUCGGUGCGAAGCGGUGUCCCGUCCACCCCCCCCGAGGAACAUCCGGCCAGGGACACGUGAACAGAGACGCUCGUCACCGUCGCUCACCACAGCCGCUGUCUCACAGAGGCAGCGAGUACGCCGGCCGCCGGCGCAGAAGAGGAAACAUAAGAAGUACAAGCAUGUCAACGAUAAGAAAGUGCUGAAAGAAAUCCUCAUAGCAUAGAAGUGCUGGCAGGGGAGAGAGAGCACAAGGUUUAUUUAAUAUAUUUGCUGUAUUGCCCCCAUGGGGUCCUUGGAGUGAUAACUUUUCCUCUUUGUCAGUCUGCCUCGACGUCUGAUUCAGACGGCAAUUGGUGCUUCCCUUUCCAUCAAUGGACCUUCUCCCACCAUAAGCCUCUCCCUUCUUUCAUCUAUAGCAUACUUUUAAAAUUUUACACACACAAAGAAAAAGGACAAACAUGGCCUAUAUAUAUAUAUACAUAUAUGAGAAAAGAACAAAAUACAAGUAAAUCCAUGAACCCUGGACAGCCACAACUUGCAACGAGGACAGGAAAAUGCCUUCCCUGCUCCAGAGGACAGGAUGGAAAAUGUGAAGAGGAAAGUGGGUCCAAUUUCUUUCGAGGGGAGGAGAAAAACAAAUGGACAGAGAGCAAAAGGGGAGUAUUCUCCCUUCCCCUUGUGUUUCUGGUGAGGCUGGGGGGCCCAGCUGAGAUCAAUACUUGCACUGGACCUACAUUUUGAAAACAGGCCUAUCUCAGAUUGCGAACAGCAACCCAUGAUGGAAAAUGCACUAAGGACUUUUAUCACCCUACCUGGACAGAUAUAUAUUUUUAACAUGCGUGCGUAUAUUUUAUUUUAAAGAAGAAAAACCAAAACCACUAAGAUAUACAACAUCUCGGGGAACAGAAAAGAACAAAAGAAAACAAAACAAAAAACAAAUAAGCCAAAUGCAUUCCCCCCCUCCCUUUCCCCUCCUGCUCCUGGUGCUGACUGGAAGGUGUUUGGAUUGUGGGGAAGGAGCAGACGGUGUCAGGAUCUUCUCCACACCCCCGGCCCCUGCCAAGGGGAGCCAUCUUUGCACAUGCUGGUGGAGAAUUCAACUUUCCAGGCUUGGACUCAGAUUAUUUUUAAAAUUUGCUCUG
This is a messenger RNA of Calypte anna (Anna's hummingbird), 1743 nucleotides long. It is a transcript of the gene PDGFB, whose product is annotated as platelet derived growth factor subunit B. The record is from RefSeq and is a predicted model, not a curated record. Gene Ontology annotation, biological process: positive regulation of protein autophosphorylation; platelet-derived growth factor receptor signaling pathway; positive regulation of cell migration. The transcript has 7 exons. Gene Ontology annotation, cellular component: membrane. NCBI's taxonomy places the organism in Eukaryota, Metazoa, Chordata, Aves, Apodiformes, Trochilidae. Gene Ontology annotation, molecular function: platelet-derived growth factor receptor binding; growth factor activity. The coding region runs from base 66 to 824 and encodes 252 amino acids.